This is a messenger RNA of Nematocida major, 336 nucleotides long. RefSeq lists its product as uncharacterized. NCBI's taxonomy places the organism in Eukaryota, Fungi, Microsporidia. The transcript has a single exon. Bases 1 to 336 code for a protein of 111 amino acids. The record is from RefSeq and is a predicted model, not a curated record.
AUGCGAGGCAGAAAAUUUGCGCUGUACACGAUCCCAGAAGCAAACGAGCAAGACGAGUCAAACUUUGUAGACCCAACAAAUCCAAGCAAGGCAGUAUUAGCGAUAGAAAAAGCUGUGAGCAGAGCGAAAACAGACUUUAAAAAGCGCUUGAGUUCGUACAAAGCCGGCAAAUCAAGAGCGCCCAGGACUCGAAAGAGUGUUCACACAGACCCAAGUGACCGCAAAGAGAGGGCCGGAAUGCUUGAUGUACUUUUGAUACUUCUGGUGGCCGGCAUCAUCACGUUCAUAUACACCUUUUGCUUCGAGGAUGCACUGGGAAGGAAUACAUCGCAGUAA